GUGUAUGGUGAAUGAUUACGUUGCGACGGCUUGAAGAUGGAACCGAGGGAGGGUAGAAAAAAAAAAGGAACGAUGGAAAGCCAAGAGGCCAAUAGCGUUUGCCCAAUUGGCACCCCAAACCUCACCGCAUAAUAAGCCCAAUCGCGAUUCGACGUUUUAACGCCGCGGGAAACACUCCGCCUCCCUCAAAUGCGCGUAAUAAGAUUCCCUCUUUUCUCUUUCUCUCUGCCCUCUCUUUUUCUCUCCCUAGAAUUCAGCUCCCAUUUCAAACACCUUCGUUAUCCCUUACCGGAUUCUGUCCUCCAUUGGAUUUCAUUUUCUUGUUUUGGUGCUCUUCAACGCGAACCAAAUCAGGUGAGUUUUUCCCAGUUUUUGGAAAUAGAAGGUGAAAGUAAAGAAAUAUUGACAUUGAAUCAUCGGUAUUGUGGGAAUCGUAUCCAUCUUUCGGCUUUGGAUUGUUUCGUCUUUGAUUAUUUGGCGAGGUUGGAAAAUCAGGCGACCGUGGAGCUCGUUCCCGGGGCCAGCGAUGGCGGCUUACGAGCACGAAUCGGAUGUAAUUCAGUGGGGAUUAAGCCUUUUGGAAGCGAGUCCACCCUAUUAUUCCGGGUACUAUGGCGGCGAUGUAAUUCAAAACGACCAUUCAACCUAUCAUCCUCAAAACCAUCACGACGGCGGGCAUUAUGUUGCAGAUCAUUACGACAUUACGGACAACACUCAUGUAGAGAACGAUGAGAUCAUCGCCCGCACCCUCCAGGAAGAUUUCUCCCAUCUCGCCGUCACCAACGAAUCGUCUGGCUAUUCCCACCAAGAAGAAGAAGAAGAAGAAGAAGAAGAAGAAGAAGAAGAAGAAGAAGAAGAAGAAGUACAACAAGACUAUUAUCGGCGCCCUUCCUAUUAUGCCGCCAACGGAUGGCCUACUAAUACCUCCGGUAGCAAUGAGGAAUCUGAUGAUAUGGGUUCGUCGAGUUCCUGCUCCAGCCCUAGCUAUGAGGACGAACAAUCUAAUUCGUCGGAAUUGACUGACGAUUAUGGAUUGGAUGAUGAAGUGGGCAAGAAGUUGAAUCAAUUGAUCCCUAUCCGCCAUGUUCCUAAAAUCAACGGAGAAAUACCUUCUCUUGAUGAAGUAACCUCGGAUCAUGAAAGGCUUCUGAAUAGAUUGCAAGCAUUUGGCUUUAUUGAGGUUAAGGUUCAAGGAGAUGGCAACUGUCAGUUUCGAGCUUUAUCAGAUCAAUUGUGUGGGACACCAGAUCGCCACAAAAGUGUUAGAAGAGAGAUUGUAAACCAGCUAAAAUCUAACCCAGAGAUGUAUGAAGGAUAUGUUCCCAUGACGUAUAGGGAAUAUUUGAAGAACAUGUCCAGGUCUGGUGAAUGGGGUGAUCAUGUCACGUUGCAGGCCGCAGCUGAUUCUUAUGGUGUAAGAGUACUUGUCAUGACUUCAUUCAAAGAUACUUACUACAUAGAGAUUAUUCCUCAAAAACAGAAGCCAAAAGGAGUGAUCCUGUUGAGUUUCUGGGCAGAAGUACAUUACAACUCAAUCUACUUUCAGGGAGAUUCAGAUACGGUCUCCCCAGAACCUAAUAAGAAGAAGAAACGAAGGUGGAUAUUUGGCAAGAAACACUAGAGUAGACAGUAGCGGCGGCAUUAAACAAAGAUUACGGAAUAACAAGAGCCUUUGCAUGCUCUGGUACCAGAAUAUUCUUCAGUUACAGAUAGUCUGUCUUCCCCUUUUGUAUCCUUCAGUUCAUUAUUAGUGUGAUAUGGGCCUUCUUAAUUCUUCUUCUUCUUCUUCUUCUUCUAAAGUGUCAUCAUGUCUAACGGGGCGGCUGCGUACUUUUCUGUUUCUUUUCCAUGUAAUAAUCAAUUAGAACAAAGAAAGUCAGGGGAGGGGAAACGAACAAACGACUAGCACAGAGCCACAGACAGGUAGUUCAUAAAUAAUAAUAAUAAUA
Molecule: messenger RNA, 1949 nt
Organism: Linum trigynum
Lineage: Eukaryota; Viridiplantae; Streptophyta; Magnoliopsida; Malpighiales; Linaceae
Source: the annotation of a GenBank genome assembly